Messenger RNA from Daphnia pulicaria, 2062 nucleotides. It is a transcript of the gene Taf6, whose product is annotated as transcription initiation factor TFIID subunit 6-like. The record is from RefSeq and is a predicted model, not a curated record. NCBI's taxonomy places the organism in Eukaryota, Metazoa, Arthropoda, Branchiopoda, Diplostraca, Daphniidae. Gene Ontology annotation, molecular function: protein heterodimerization activity; RNA polymerase II general transcription initiation factor activity; transcription coactivator activity. Gene Ontology annotation, cellular component: SLIK (SAGA-like) complex; SAGA complex; transcription factor TFIID complex. Gene Ontology annotation, biological process: transcription initiation at RNA polymerase II promoter; RNA polymerase II preinitiation complex assembly. The transcript has 11 exons. The coding region runs from base 189 to 1976 and encodes 595 amino acids.
UCUAUGACUUACCAAGACAUAAAAUUAUUGCAAUUGGUACAACUACAUAAAUUUGGCAUUGGCAUACUGUCAACAACAAAUUUGUUUGAUAGAGGCCACAUAGAGGUUUUUGAGGGGUGUAUAAUAAAACUAAUAAUAACGUGACAAAUUUUUAAACUUUAUGAUCGGUUCAUCAAUAUCAAGCAAGAAUGAGUGAAUACGAAUCUGCUGGCGGUCUUAAUCUGCCAAUUGAAUCCAUGAAAAUGAUGGCUGAAAGUGUCGGUGUCGCCGGUCUAUCAGACUCGGCUGCUAAGGAAUUGGCAGAUGAAAUUAAUUUCAGAGUGAAGACCAUUAUCCAAGAUGCAACAAAAUUCAUGCACCAUGGAAAAAGGAAAAAACUUUCUACAAUGGAUGUUGACCAUGCACUUAAAAUUAAAAACAUUGAACCUCUGUAUGGGUUUUCAAAUCCAGACCACAUUCCUUUUAGAUUUGCAAGUGGUGGAGGACGUGAAUUGCAUUUCCUAGAAGAUAAAGAACUGGACAUUGCCGAUAUCAUUGGCGGUUCUCUGCCAAAGUUACCAUUAGAUGUUUCUCUAAGAGCUCAUUGGCUUAGUAUUGAUGGAAUACAGCCAGCAGUUCCAGAAAAUCCUCCAUCAUUGUCCAAAGAUCAACAGCGGCUGGAAAGCUCUGACCCAGUCUCUAAACUUGCUAAAAUUGGGGACAAAACCAAAAAGGCUUCAACUCUCACAGCAAUUAACAAACCUAAAACAGAAACUGUUCAAGUUAAACAGCUUACAGCGCAUGAAUUGUCUGUUGAACAGCAACUCUACUAUAAAGAAAUCACUGAGGCGUGUGUUGGCUCCGAUGAAGCCAGACGAGCUGAAGCAUUCCAAAGUUUGGCUUCAGAUCCUGGAUUGCAUCAAAUGCUACCUCGCCUAUGCACCUUUAUUGCUGAAGGCGUUCGAGUUAACGUUGUUCAAAACAAUUUGGCACCUCUUAUUUACCUUAUGCGAAUGGUUAAAGCACUGCUUUCCAAUCAAACGCUUUACCUUGAAAAAUAUCUUCACGAGUUAGUUCCUGCUGUCACGUCUUGCAUGGUCAGCAAACAACUUUGUCUUCGGCCAGAAGUGGACAAUCAUUGGGCUUUGAGAGAUUUCUCUUCACGCCUGAUUGCACAAAUUUGCAAGAAUUACCACACAACGACGAAUAAUUGCCAGACUCGUGUCACGCGGUUGUUCUGUCGAGCGCUGGCCAACGACAAAAUGCCAUUGGCGUCAUUUUACGGCGCUCUCGUUGGAUUAUCCGAAUUGGGAACGGAAGUGAUCAAAGCCUUCAUUAUUCCGAAAAUACGGGCGAUAGGUGAACGCAUCGAACUUUACUUGGAUGGAACAGGGCAGGCCAAUGCCGAUCGGAUAGCAGCCUCCCACAUCAAGCAAUUGACGAUCAAAGUCAUGGUGCCUAUAUUGAAAGUGACGCGCCAACCGCCUGAUAACAUUGACGAUUACCGUCAGGAGUUCGGGUAUCUUGGGCCGGCUCUUCACGGCGCCGUAACUAGAGCCCGAUCUCAGAACAUAACUCCGGCGGCGUCGUCUACUGGCAUUUCAUCAGCUGCAUCUGGCAGUCUAGGAAUAUCUGCUGGGCGUGGGACCAUCGUCAUGGGCGGAGCUUCCAGUUCAGCUGCGACUUCGCGAACUCAAAGUGGCGCUGUAGCCAACGCUGCUGGCAAUCCUACUAAAUACAUGUUCGUGACUUCUAGACCUUCAACUCCCGUUCAGGCUGCCGCCCCUCAGACCACUCAGGUCGUCAAAUUAGUUUCCGGCGCUGGACAGGGAAAUAAACCGAAUACCAUGUCUGGCAACCAACCUAAAUACGUGAUGGUUCAAGCAUCCAACACCAGCCAAAUCGUUCGGGCUCCUAUAAAAGUGGAAGGCGGUGAAGCGACGGUCGAAUCUACCAUGGAAAUCAAGACGGAAAAUAUCACCAUUCUCGAUGAUUGAGACAAAUAUAAUGAAAUAAUGGAACUUUUCUCUUUUAUGCAAUGCUAAUAAAUGAAUGAUUGAUUUAAAUAGAAAUCUCAAAAAGU